Magallana angulata is the source of this 4173-nucleotide messenger RNA. Its product is annotated as poly(rC)-binding protein 3-like. The transcript is spliced from 17 exons. Gene Ontology annotation, cellular component: cytoplasm; nucleus. The record is from RefSeq and is a predicted model, not a curated record. Gene Ontology annotation, biological process: regulation of gene expression; regulation of RNA metabolic process. Lineage: Eukaryota; Metazoa; Mollusca; Bivalvia; Ostreida; Ostreidae. The coding region runs from base 445 to 1923 and encodes 492 amino acids. Gene Ontology annotation, molecular function: mRNA binding.
UGUGUAGUUCGUCCUCAUCCAACACGAUAUUCAUAACCCUUUGAGCACACCUCUAUUUAGCAUCUUUCCUUUGGCUGUGUUAUCCUGUGUGUCAACCCUGCCUUUUCCCUCUGCUAGUGUAUACCCAGAAGACAACCACAAGUUUAAUCAAAGAGGUGUUGACCAUUGCAGAAUCAAAGUACUGAUCACAGCGAUAGCAGACACAUGCAGACAAUUCUAUGCUCAGAUGCUGAACCUGAGGAAACUGCAGAUUGUUAGCCAAUAGGAAGCUAGAGAGGAACAGAAGGAAAAAGCAAGCUACUAUAAUGGAGACUUAUAGCAAUUCACCUGUUUAACUUAAAACCUGUCAGGCUGCAGUUGAUUUAGUUCCCACAGAGAUCAGACUGCCUUGACAAAGAGGAACCCCAGCGUUCCUCCAUUUUUAAUUUGUGUUUUCACCGUGACAUGGCCAGUGAGAAAAAAAUGGUCCUCAACGAUAGUGUUCCCGUCAGUCUCUUGACAGUCCGUAUGAUUAUGCAGGGAAAGGAAGUAGGAAGCAUCAUUGGAAAGAAAGGAGAUAACAUUAAGAAGUUUAGGGAAGAUAGUGGUGCUAAGAUAAACAUAUCAGAUGGUUCUUGUCCGGAACGAAUUGUGACCGUCACCGGGACGACGGAAUGUAUCCACAAGGCUUUCACUAUGAUAUGUAAAAAGUUUGAAGAAGACUUACAGAACACCCCCACAGUGCCUAAACCCCCUGUUACUCUACAAUUGUCUAUAUUAUUUCAGGACUUACAGAACACCCCCACAGUGCCUAAACCCCCUGUUACUCUACGAUUGGUCGUCCCAGCCAGUCAGUGUGGUUCCCUCAUCGGAAAAGGGGGAUCCAAAAUCAAGGAAAUUCGGGAAACUACGGGUGCUUCUAUUCAGGUAGCAUCAGAAAUGCUACCCAAUUCCACAGAAAGGGCAGUAACUGUGUCAGGAACAGCAGAUGCCAUUACACUUUGCAUACAAAACAUCUGUAGCAUUAUGUUGGAGUCCCCUCCUAAAGGAGCAACUAUCCAAUACCGUCCAAAACCCGUGGUUCCUCCGGUCAUUUUUGCUGGGGGUCAGGCAUACACUGUUCCUGGACAGAUGCAGGGUGUGCAGGCGUCUGAGAAAGAGAGACUUGGAAUACCUAAAAUGGAGUUAUCCAAGUUACAUCAGCUAUCACUGGGCCAACCUAUUCCCAUAAUUCCUUGUACAUCGCCGCAGCUAAUUCAAGCCUCAGAGAUGCACAACAUUCAAACAUCAUGUCAACAGUAUUGCCCAAGGUUCAUGACGUCAUUGACAAGCCAAUCCACAAUGCCAGGUCUACCACAUAUGGCGGCUGCGUAUCCAAGGGCAACCAAUACAGUGCCACAGGCUCUUCCUGCCCAGCCUCAGCAGCAGCAGACGACAACAGAAAUGGCCAUUCCAAAUGACCUCAUAGGCUGUAUCAUUGGCAGGGGCGGACAGAAGAUUAAUGAGAUUAGACAAAUGUCAGGUGCUAUGAUUAAAAUUUCCAAUGCGGAGGAGGGAGCUCCAGACAGAAAGGUCACGAUAACGGGAACUCCGGAAACAAUAGGACUGGCCCAGUACCUGAUAAACACCAGCAUGGAAUUGCAUAAGACUCUGACCCUUGACCCGAGUUCAUCGACCCAAAAUACUACCCCGACCUUGACCUCUGUUCAAUCCCAACAUGCACCUAUGGCAAUUCCGAUCAGUCAACUGGCGAUGAAGCCGAUGAUAGUUGGAUAUAAUGGACUAAAUGGAAUUGCGGGAUUAAAUGGCAUUAGUCAUGGACUAAACGGACUUAGUGUUCCAAUUAUGGACAGUGUGGCAGCAGCCAAUCAGAAAAACUUAACAACUAAAAUGCGCGUGGGCUUGACCUCAGUUCGGGCAGAGCCGAAAUUCUCCCCCUACUGAUAGCCAGGGGUCGCUGGGGGUUGUUGUACUUAUGUUGAUUUUUUUGUAGACAUUAUUUUGUUCUUUCAUCCAUUUUUUAAAGCAAAGUUAUGUCGAAAGCUUUAUAACAUCCAAUUUUUGCACUUUUAAUGCCAAAAAAUUUAAACAAUUAAUGUCAUUUUUCCCCCAUUGGUUCCGUGUUUUCAUAUGUGUAGCUGUUUUCGUUUCAUGUAAUUUAGUAUGACUCCCAUUAGAAAUGCACCACAUAUCGAAAACACAUAUCAUGGAAAAAGACAUGAGAUAAAUACCAGCAAAGCACCUGUUUUUUUGUUUAACGGAUAUCCUUCAUGCGUUCGACAGUGGCAGCAAACUCAUUCAAGCCUAUUUUUGUCUGGUUAGUUCAAAUAAAAUAUAUAUCCGUGUUAACUUUAUAUUAGAUUCUUUGGCUGCUCACUGGCAAGAUAUUAAAAGAUGUAAAUAGGUAUAUUAAUGGAGGACAUGUGAUAAGUUUUAAUUUUUUUUUCUUUUUUUUUUUUUUUGGUUAAAAACAUAAUUUUACAAAUAUUUAUUGUAUUUUGAGUAACGAAAAAAAAAAAAAGAACAGGAAAAAAUUCUUUCAUUUGGAAUAAAACUGUAUUUUGCUACCUUACCAAUUAUUUUCUUGAAAACGUGAUAAUAUAGUUUUUAAAUUUUUUGAUGACUAUAUAUAUUUUAUAGCUUUUUAUAGUAGCUUUGCUGCCCUAACUUCUGUGAUGUCAAAGGUCUCUUUUAAUAAUUACUCAAUUGUUGCUCGCUUCUUAUAGGAAAAAGUGUCUCAUGUUAAGAGAAAUCCACUUGUCGUUCAGAAACAGUUUACUGGUGAAAAUUGGUUGUUGAGGCCGCAAACUGAUCCCCAUUUUUGCCCCCUGUAAGAAUAAUGUUUAUAAAUAUUUUGUGUUUUCUCACAAAGAAUUUCGAACUUGAGGAAAAUGUUGUUUUACUUGAAGUAUUGUACAGACAUGUAGAAUGUGUUGAUAUUUAUGAUUUUAUACAUUUGUUGACCUAUUACCAAUUAUGUAUAAACUUUCAAAAAAAAAAAAAUUUGAAGAUGAAUAGUGUUCAAAUACUGUGGGGGUUUUUUGUGUGUGUUUAUAAAGCCAAAAAUAUGGUUCAUUUGAUGGAGGAAAUGCCUCAAUCGCUGGAACUUGUUCCUUUUUUUCCCCCCCAUUUUCUUUGAGAGUGCUUUGUUUUUUUUUUCUAUAUUUAAUAUGAAAACCACUUGUUACAAUACAAAUGAUCAUUAUAAUUGUAAUGUUGUUGACUUUCAUUGGGUGUUCAACAGUUUUUUAAACCUUGUAGUUUGAUUUUUUUCAUUGUAUACGAUUUUUUGAAAAAUGAUUGCUUGUCACAAUUUUGUUGUAUAUUAUUUAUAGGGUAUUCUUGCCAUGGAGUUUGUCAAGUUAAAAAAAAAAAAAUUAUCCAAUGUUGUCUACGGAGAAUGUGGUUGUACAGGAGACUGAAACAAACUUGCUGUGCUGUUAUGGUUGAAUUUAGCAGGCUAAAAAAAAAAAUUAAAUAUCCCUGUUUUAGAGGUUGAAAUCCUGAAGCUAAUUAUAACUAGCUUUAGUGUAUCUCAUGUAAAUUCAGUCAGAAACUGGUCAUCUUAACAUUCCAUAAUGCAAAUAUUGCCCACACUUUUGUUUUCUUUUUCUCUCUCUCUAUUUCUCAAGACAUUAUUUAUAGCUCUUUACAGAACUUCAAUCGCCCUCUUUUUUUUUAUCUAAAUUAUUCUUGAAAAAAUGCUUUUUAGAGCCUUCAAAAAAUUUGUUCAACAAUAAUUAUUGCAAGUUGCUGGCAACAAUUUUUUUUAAAAAUUUUAAAAUUGUUUCAGGAACUACUUUUUUUUUGCGAAGCUCUUAGUUUUGAGAAUUUUAUUAUGAAGUACAUACACAUGUAUCAAUUUUUUUUUUUUUGCCUUCAUUUCAACAAUGCCAGAAUGUAGAGUUAAGUCCCAUUUUUUUGUGUUUUCAAUCAGUAAUUCGCAAUAUAUAGUAUACAUAUAUAUGAAUAUUUACUAGUAUAUAAGUCAUCUGUUUUCGCUGUGUAUAUGUGGAGGGUUUUUUUUACAAUAUUUGAAUUAAAUACCUCAAUCAGUAUACAUGCAAUACAUGUAGAACUGAACAGACUGCAGAGGCAAUCAUCUUCAGAAUGAAAUGCAAAAAAAAAAAAAAAAUGAUAAUAAUCUAGUCCUAUUAACUCAAUGAAACGAGUUUUCUUUUCUCACUCAAUUAU